Messenger RNA from Mucor mucedo, 1578 nucleotides. RefSeq lists its product as uncharacterized. Lineage: Eukaryota; Fungi; Mucoromycota; Mucoromycetes; Mucorales; Mucoraceae. The coding region runs from base 56 to 1477 and encodes 473 amino acids. Gene Ontology annotation, biological process: Golgi to plasma membrane protein transport. The transcript is spliced from 10 exons. Gene Ontology annotation, cellular component: trans-Golgi network. The record is from RefSeq and is a predicted model, not a curated record.
GUUCACACUUUUUUUUAUCAUUUGCAUUUUUUUCUUUCUCUUAAUCCUUAUCGUAAUGACUACGGCCAAUACAGAAUCAAAUAAGCAGCAUCGUCCAAAACGAAUUGAACUUGUGAUUGUACCAGGAAGAAGUCUUGGACCUUUUCGUUUAGGAUCUUCAUUGUGGGACACAUUACACUUUUUAUCUGACCGGCCUCAGUUCUUUCCGUCAGUUGAGUUGAAAUAUAGUCAGGAGGAACCCUCUGACCACGACUUUAUCAUUGCUUUACCAUCCAACGGUAUUAACCUGAGAUACGAUGGAUCACUUCAAAGACUAAAGUCAGUUGAGUGCUACGAUCCCACCAAGGUUAAGCUCGUUUAUCAAAAUAGCGAUGUCAGCUCGAGUAGGACAAUCCCAACUUUUUUACUAAUCUAUAAAUCGUUCGGUCCUACUUAUCCAGGAGAGUUUGACCCAAAUCAAAGCAUUUAUACGCUAAAAUAUCCCGGACUAGCAUUUGCAUUUCCUAUACCGACAAGGCAUCAAAACCUUUAUAAAACUUCAUCUGAUUUACCACUUGAGUUUCCUGAUGGUACAACACCCAUUGCAUCGAAAGUGAUCUUGUACAGUAACAGCAACACGUGGCAACAAGCUGCCGUUCCGCCGUUGCCCAAGAUCCUUGCUGAGCACAACGGGAACAACUCUACGAAAUACGGCAAAUCGGGCAAACGUGAAGUAGAGACUGUGAUUGUGAAGCCUACCAAAGGAAUUACCUUAAAUUUUCCCGGCCCUGGCAGCAUAGACGAUAAAUCCACAAAUAACCCACCCAUCAUUAACAAUCCUGUAAUCAUCUCUUUAAAUUCAACGACCGUACAAGAUAUAUUAGCAGAUUUAGGUAAACCGUCCAGAAUAUUUUACAAGGAAGAAGACAAGAUGAAGAUUCAUUCUGUGAAUGAUCAUGGAAAUUUGCUGUAUAAACCGCCACAUCCAAUCGAAUCCAAGACUGCUGAUAUAACUGCUGAUGAUAAAGACAAAGAUCCAUUACUGGUACAGCCAACCGAUUACUUCUUGAAUUAUUUUCAUUUGGGUAUAGAUUUAUUAAUAGAUGGCGGAUUACACAUCUGCAAAAAAAUCGUGUUGCAUGGUAACGUGCCUGGCCAUUUCGAUUUUCAAAGGUAUAAACGCUGCCCGUAUCAAAUGCUUUUUCCCAAAAACAAAAACAAGAAUAAACAGAACAAUUCGGUGCUGGUAGACGUGGAAGAUGAGAAUGUGAUUACAGGAGAUAUGAAGAUUACGACAAUGCAGGAACUUAUACCAUGGGAGACAAGUAACACAAUCAAGGAGAAUACACCCAAUGGCGGACAGCAAAAACCCGUCAUACUCACCCGUGGCUCAAGUGAGCAAAAUCCGUUUGGGUCAACUUUUUUGACAGGUUAUGAUGAAGGUGUCGUCAUGGAAGUGAUGAAGAAUGGACAUGUACCAACCAUUGUCUUAUAUUAAUGCAUCCAGACAAAUUUCACACACUUUUUUUUUUCUGGUGUUCACGUGUGCAUGGGGUAACAUAAAUAAAUAAAAAACUAAAAAUUCCCUUUUUUCUUUUC